Molecule: messenger RNA, 688 nt
Organism: Arabidopsis arenosa
Lineage: Eukaryota; Viridiplantae; Streptophyta; Magnoliopsida; Brassicales; Brassicaceae
Source: the annotation of a GenBank genome assembly
GAGAGAGCCGGGGACCAUUACUGUGACCAGCGAUAUUCGCAGCAUCGUACUUCAUAUGCCGGAGAUUGAUCAGUCGUCUUUGCAGGGGUUUCAAGAGGGUCAUAUGCCGAUGAUUGGGGUUUCGAAUUUGGAACGAUUCUCACAAGAUGAAACAUCGACGGCUUUGGCUAUGGAUUUGAUGGACCUUAGUGCUCCGCCUCUUCCAUCGUUACAUGCUUCUGUGGCUAUCAAAUCAGCAACUUUUCUUCUUCUGGUUAGCGAGGCUGAGGUUGAAGUUCUGCAUGAAUUGUUCAUCAAACUCACUUCCUGUCUCAGCAACGACAAUCUUUUGACCAAAGAAAAUUUUCAAUUCAUCUUAAUCAAGAAUAACAAUAGGCGCAGUCUUUCUGCUGACCGGAUUUUCGGAUUAUUCGAUAUGAGAAACGAUGGGGCUAUAGAUUUUGGAGAGUUUGUACACACUCUCAACAUUUUUCACCCAAACUCAUCCCAAAGAGAUAAGGCCAUAUUUGCAUUUAGAUUAUAUGAUACUCGUCAGACUGGAUUUAUUGAACCGGAGGAGGUGAAAGAGAUGAUAAUAGACGUUCUAGAGGAAUCAGAACUUAUGCUAUCCGAGAGUAUCAUCGAUUCUAUCGUGUCUAAGGUAUGUAACGCUUAAUUUUUUGGUGACCAAUUAACAUUUUUAGUUAUA